This is a messenger RNA of Cylicostephanus goldi, 880 nucleotides long. The record is from the annotation of a GenBank genome assembly. Lineage: Eukaryota; Metazoa; Nematoda; Chromadorea; Rhabditida; Strongylidae.
CCAAAAAGCUCCUUGAGUCCUUCGAAAUGAUCUAUCCUAUCUAAUUGAAUUUAGCUCUUCUGUGAAUGCCCUUGUAAAAUCUGGAGAAGAAUCGAAUCGCUUGGCUGAAAAUGACUUACGAAGAAGCGAAAGAGAUCUAGACCGCACAACUCAAAGUUUGGAACAGUCGCGUUCGGAAGAAGAGCAAUUACUUGGUGAAGUUGAACAACUGCGGAAGAAGAUUUUUGAUCUAUGCGGAUGCUCUUCGCAAGAUGUAGCUGAAAAUCUAUCGGAAACGCGUCAUCUUCUAACAAAAGCGAGAAAGGAGCUUGCUCUGCUGAAGACAAAAGCUACAAUGUAUGAGCAGUGGAGUGAAGAAACGAAAACUCGUUCGUGCUGUCCCCUUUGUGAACGCAAAUUCUCAAGCAAAGCUGGUGCCAAUGAGCUGUCUGGAAAGCUUUUGGACAUGAGUCUGUCGAUGCCAGAUGACAUCCAAAAAUUGGAAAAACAAGUUGCCGAAGCUGAAGAAAAAGAGCGGUCACUAGCAAAUGCGGUUGUCUAUGUCGACCAGUGCAAAUGCUGGGUUUCAUGGCUGAAUCUGACUUUUCAGUCUGAUGUAUCGCUGAUGGAUUCUUUAUUCACAUCAGCACAAACACUUGGCAACGAGCUGAACGAACUGCGAAGACGCUGCAAGCCCUCUGUACAUAAGCAGCCCUUGUCAGAACUGAAGAAAGAACUUUCUGAGAAAGAGGAGUCCAUCGCUUCUGUUUCUACCGAGCUAGAUGAAAUGCAGGUUACUGUAGCCGAGCGAAACAAGCUGACAACAGAGUUACACGCGUUCAAGGAGCGUCGUAUAGCACUGGGAGAGUUGACAGCGCAAUCGGCUCAUUUGAACGAGACU